AUGCAACACAGUACUGGCAGUGUGAAGAGAUUGGGUGCAAAACCAACAUGCUUCUGUGGUCAGAAUGCAGUGUUUCGAAUUGCCCGAACACCUAAGAACAAGGGGAAAAAAUUUUGGGGGUGUCCUAACUUCAAGGGUGGGAAUGACGAAUUGGUUGGGUGCAACUUCUUUGAGUGGUGCUUGGAAGAAGGAAAUCAAGGAGUGGUAGAAGAAAGGAGUGCUAUUGCACGAGCUGAAGAAGUGGGUUUGAUGAGUAUGGAAGAAAGUUAUCUUGAAAAGAUGAGAAUGGCUUCUAUGGAGAAAACCUUACUUAGGUUGGAAAAGUGGUUUAAAAUCUUAGUGGGGAUGAUGUUUGUGAACUUUAUUUUCAAUUUAAUUUUAGUGUCACUGUUGCUGAAAGUUGGGUGAAAGUUGUAUUAGUGGGGAUGUUUGUAUUUCAGUGGUUUUUCAUUUUAGUAAUGUGGUAUGAAGCUUUUGAUUGCUUAAG
Molecule: messenger RNA, 487 nt
Organism: Vigna radiata var. radiata (mung bean)
Lineage: Eukaryota; Viridiplantae; Streptophyta; Magnoliopsida; Fabales; Fabaceae
Exons: 2
Coding region: 1-408 (135 amino acids)
Molecular function (GO): zinc ion binding
Source: RefSeq, a predicted model, not a curated record